Molecule: messenger RNA, 3849 nt
Organism: Drosophila kikkawai
Lineage: Eukaryota; Metazoa; Arthropoda; Insecta; Diptera; Drosophilidae
Source: RefSeq, a predicted model, not a curated record
UCUACGUUACUGAGGUCGAUCGGAGCAGCACCUUACAGUGUACUACACAGUCUAUGCAGCCCAGAAUCGCCGGUGUCAAAAACAUACAAAGAACUUUGUAACAUUCUGGACACUCACUACACACCCCCCACAAUUGUUUUCCGUGAACGCAAGAAAUUUCAUCAUGCGAUCAAAGAAGAUGCUGAAACAGUGGCACAGUGGUAUGCACGUGUAAAACAAUUGGCGCUUAACUGUAAAUUUGGCGAACACUUGGAAGCGUUUGUUUUAAACCAAUUCGUUAUGAGCCUCUCACCGUUAAUAUUUGAGCGAAUAUGCGAAGAAGACGAGAAGUUAUCAUUGGCCGAUGCUCUAAAAAAGGCAAUGAUAAUCGAGACGAAAAUUGCAACAAAGAAGACGGACGACACAGUUGGAUACAUAAACGGCGCACACUAUUCUAAAAGCGGGAGGAAACAAGGAAAAGAGAAGUGGAGUAAUCACGCAAACAAUAACGGCAAAGGUUUCAAAGGCACUGGAAAAGGUUCGAGAAGUUCUGGCAGCGACGUUGACGUCAAUUACAACAAAAAGCAGCAGAAGUCUUGCGAACACUGUGGAUGGCGUAAUCAUAAAUCGAAUGACUGCAAGUAUAAAAACUGUACUUGUCAUGUAUGUGACAAAAUUGGACACAUAGCGUCAGUAUGUCGAUCGAAAAAUAAGACCCGUGGCUUCAGACUCCUCUUCUGGUGAGGUAUAUUUACUGCAGGUUAACAUUGAUGGUUGUUCCAUGAGCAUUGCUUGCGACACAGGAGCACCCUGUACUUUGGUACCAGCUUCAUUUUAUAACAAAUCUGCGAACAAAAAGCCUCUUAGAGAGUGCAGAACUCCAUAUGUAAGCUACAAUGGAGAUAAAAUUAAAAUUGUUGGUGAGUACGAUGCAACAAUAGAGUAUCGAGGCGUACAAAAAGAAAUAGUUGUUGUUGUCACAAAUACGAAAAGUCCACCGUUGCUUGGCAGAACAUUUUUAAGAUCUUUCAACUUUGAGCUAAGGCAAAUAAAUUCGGUUAAAGAGUCUGAAAUUCAUUCAAAUAUUAUUGAUAAAAUUAAAGUCGAAUUUGCAGAGGUUUUUAGUCCUAAAUUAGGAUGCUAUAAUGUGCAUAAAAUCACUUUGCAAGUUGAACCUGAUACAAAACCAAUAUUUUUCAAACCAAGACCUUUACCCUUAGCGUGGAAAGAUAAAGUUGAUAAACAGUUGCGUAAGUUAGUUAACGAAGGCGUAUUAGAGCAUGUAGAUAAUUCUGAUUGGGGAACACCAUUAGUCCCAAUAUUAAAACCAAAUGGUGACAUAAGAAUAUGUGGUGAUUACAAGGUUACAUUAAACAAACAUUUGGUUGAUGUAAAGUAUCCAUUGCCCAGAAUAGAUGACAUUUUUGCAGCCUUAACUGGAGGUAUAUUGUUUAGCAAGCUAGACUUGAGUAAUGCAUAUAAUCAAUUACAGCUAGAUGAAAGUUCACAAAGAAUGUGUACUUGGAGCACACACAUAGGUUUAUUAAAAGUCAAGAGACUACCUUUUGGUAUUAAGUCUGCAGCAGCAAUUUUUCAAAAAGCUAUGGAAAGCUUAUUUCAAGGCAUUCCGGGAGUCGUAGUAUAUCAAGACGAUAUAACUAUUACAGGACGCAAUUUUCAAGAACAUAUUACGAAUUUAAAAAUUGUCUUAAAUAAAUUAAAAUCUGUAGGUUUAAAAUUAAACACUCAUAAGUGUGAAUUUUUCAAAUCUAAAAUUUGUUACUUAGGCUUUAUGAUUGAUAAAAACGGACUGAGCAAGACUAAUGAUAGAAAAUCAAGUGUUUCAUUAGCACCAACACCAAGAAAUGUGUCAGAGCUUAGAGCAUUUAUUGGUAUGGUAAAUUAUUAUUCAAAAUUUAUAAAUAAUUUUGCUCAGAAAAUGAAUCCGUUAUAUGAAUUAUUGCGCAAAGGCACCCAAUUUGAAUGGACAAGCAGUUGUCAGAAAGCAUAUGAAGAAAUCAAAAGUGAAAUCACUUCUGAGCAAGUACUCGUACAUUAUGACCCGGAAUUGCCAAUCGUGCUAACAACAGAUGCUAGCAACAAUGCAGUUGCUGGAAUACUGUCACACAAAAUUGAUAACGAUCUUAAACCAAUAGCUUUCGUAUCUAGAUCACUAUCAAAGAGCGAAAUCAAUUAUAGCACAUUCGAAAAGGAAGCGCUUGCAAUUGUUUAUUGUGUAGUAAAAUUACGACAAUAUUUAUUGGGAACUAAAUUCAUACUACGCACGGACCAUAAGCCUUUGUUAGGAAUCUUUGGAGAAUCAAAAGGUUUACCUUUGAUGGCAUCAGCAAGAAUUCAGCGAUGGUCAGUAAUUUUGUCAGGUUUUGAGUACUCAGUAGAAUAUGUAAAAGGUGCAUCAAACUUAGCUGACGGUCUAUCACGAAUGCCUCAAUGGGAAACACACAAAGAUUUUGAUGAGUUUAAUUAUGUAAAUUUCAUUCAAUCAAACAACUCAUUCAAUUUAAGUUUUAAAGACAUAGCAAAGGAAUCUAGAAGAGAUCCUGUACUAGCAAAAGUGGCUGAAGCAAUUCAAAACGGUACAAUUUCAAAAUUAAAAGGCAAUGAAUUUUCAGCUUAUGUUAACAAAUCUUGUGAACUAUCUAUUGAGUAUGAUUGUAUUUUAUGGGGAUACCGUGUGGUAGUUCCGUCUAAGCUUCAAAAGAAGAUACUUAGCGAAUUCCAUAAGUCACAUUUGGGAAUUGUUAAAACCAAGAUGAUGGCACGAUCCUAUGUCUGGUGGCCGGCAAUUAAUUUGGAAAUUGAAAAGAUGAUUAGAUCAUGCAUUCCUUGCCAAGAAUUGCAGGCCAGUCCUGAGAAAGGAGAACUCAUACCCUGGAAAUCGACAGAUACAGUUUGGAGUAGGAUUCAUGUAGAUUUUGCUGGACCUAUCAAAAAUUAUUAUUUGUUUAUUGUCAUCGACUCUUUUACAAAAUGGGUUGAAGUUUUUAAGACCAAAGAGAUCACAACUUUAUUUACAAUAAACAAGUUAAGAGAAGUUUUUUGUCGAUAUGGUUUAGUUGAUGUUUUAGUCAGUGACAAUGGCAGACAAUUCACAUCAGCGGAGUUUCAAACUUUUAUGAAAAACAACAAUGUCAAGCAUAUACUGACUGCACCAGGGCAUCCAUCUACAAAUGGACAGGCAGAAAAUUUCGUCAAGACAGUAAAAAAAUCAUUAUAUGCCAAUAUUAAAGAAAAUGAAAAUUGUGAGUUUGACACAAUGUUAAAUAGAUUUCUUAUAGACUACAGAAACACUGUUCAUUGCACAACAGGAGAAUCACCUGCUAAGUUAUUUUUUGGACGUUCAUUAAAAACAAGAUUCACGUUUUUAAAACCACCCACAGUCACUAAACAAAUAGAGGCAAAGCAAAACAAAAGUAUAAGCGAUUAUAAAGGGAAACGCAACAUAACGUUUAGAAAAGGUCAAAAGGUCAUGGUCAGAGAUUAUAAAAAUCCAAAUAAAGCUAGUUGGACUCAAGCAACCAUAAAUGAACAACUAGGCCCUCGAUCAUAUUGUUGUAUUCUAUCUCACAAUAAUCGCGAAAUAAAAAGACAUUUAGAUCAAAUAAGAAAUGAAAACAUGGAAACAAACAAUGAAGUUGCAACUGAAGUUACAAACAACAACGAAGUGGUCAAUAGCAAUGACUCUACGGUAGAGAAUCAAGUUUAUAUAGAAGAUGAAAACAAUCAAUUACCAUCUGAACUUAACACUUCUCCCACCAGAAGAGAGUUGAGACCACGCCAAGGAGGAAGAGUUGUAAAGAAGACAAUUUAAAAAAAUAUUAUUUCAACUCUAGAAAUGUAAAAUCAUAA